AUGUUCUUACCUUAUGCCGAAGUAAUUCUUGUUAGAUCAAUGGGACAUCAGAACUUCAUGAGUAUAGAGUUACAACAAAUAGAGGGGAUGACCUCGGAGUUCACACUCCAGCUGUUAGACCAUAUUACAAAUCAUUUUUCUGAGGAGAGCAUAAUUGGCCGUGGUGGGUCUGGAGUAGUUUACAAGGGUGUAUUGGAUAACGGUGAAGAGAUUGCUAUGAAGAAGCUUCAUCAAAUGCCUGGGCUUGACGAGAAGCAAUUUACGAACGAAUUCAACAAUCUUAUGGGAGCGAAACAUAAAAAUAUUAUACGGUUAGUUGGCUACUGCUACUAUCUAGGACAUGAACGUGUAGAGCACAAAGGAAAAUAUGUUUUUGCUCAUGUGCAAGAAAGACUACUCUGUUAUGAAUACUUGCAAGGUGGAAAUCUCGACCAGCAUCUUUCUGAUGAAUUAUGCGGACUUGACUGGCACACACGGUACAAAAUAAUAAAAGGUGUAUGA
Messenger RNA from Triticum turgidum subsp. durum (durum wheat), 501 nucleotides. The record is from the annotation of a GenBank genome assembly. Lineage: Eukaryota; Viridiplantae; Streptophyta; Magnoliopsida; Poales; Poaceae.